Messenger RNA from Xiphophorus hellerii (green swordtail), 1566 nucleotides. Its product is annotated as butyrophilin-like protein 8. Lineage: Eukaryota; Metazoa; Chordata; Actinopteri; Cyprinodontiformes; Poeciliidae. The transcript is spliced from 3 exons. The record is from RefSeq and is a predicted model, not a curated record. Bases 162 to 728 code for a protein of 188 amino acids. Gene Ontology annotation, molecular function: signaling receptor binding. Gene Ontology annotation, cellular component: external side of plasma membrane. Gene Ontology annotation, biological process: regulation of cytokine production; T cell receptor signaling pathway.
GAUUCUUUGAUCGUUUCUUUGUAGUGAAUGAACCUGAUGGUUGUGUUUCCUUCAAGGAGCCAUUAGUCCCGUCAUCAUGACGUCACGUUGCGUCAGUCCCAGCAGCAUCUUGACUUCCGCGUUUCUCUCCAAAGUAGCUUUACGGCUAACAGCGUUUCCAGAUGAUAGAAAUGGUUUCAUUAAUGGUCUCGUUGCUCUGGACUCUGUGGAUCAGCUCUGUCUCUGCUGAAGGUCAUGUAAAGGUCAGAGGUGACCCUGGACAGUCCAUCACUCUGCCCUGUAGAUCUGCUGCCAGUUCAUCUGUUAUCGUCGUUCAGUGGAGCAGAACCGAUCUGGGCUCAGAGUACGUUCUUCUGUUCAGAGACGGUCGACUUGAUGUAGGGAACCAGAACCCGUCUUAUCAGAACCGGGUGGAUCUGGUGGACCCACAGAUGAAGGAUGGAAACGUGUCUUUGGUUCUGAAGAACCUGACGACUAACGAUACGGGACUAUAUCAGUGCCAAGUCCAGAAUGAAGGAGGCCUUGAUACUGAACUCAUCAGAACCAUCAGACUGGAGGUUCUUAGUCCAGAGAAGAAAAAUGGAGGAACCAGCGAUGGAUCCAUUGGACUGAUAGUUGGUCUGAUCUUAUUGAUCUUAUUGGCUGUUGUUGUUGUUUUAUUUCUGAUCUAUAAAAAACAAUCUGCUUGUUUCAGGAAGAAAAGCUCAGAUCCUCCAGCUGAUCUGUAGAUUUACUAUAAAUGCCUUUAAUCUGUGGACAUGACUUACAUCAGAUUAUUGCUGCUGUGGAUGGAUGUUUCAUCUGGCAAAUAUGAGUUGAUUUUCUCUUGCUGACAGAUAAACCUGCAGUCAUAAAUCAUGACUUGAUUAUUAUAAAAUAGUUUUGUACAAUGACUUCUGGACUGAAACUCAAAGGUGACAUUUUAUUUUUAGGCUGUGUUCCCACCAGUCCAAUGUCGUCCACUUUGAAUCUUUAAAAGCUACACAAUUAUUAUAACUACUUAAUAAAAGAAGCUCAAUCAGAAGCUAACUGAAGUUUUAUUAUUGCAUGGAUUGAGCUUCUCUUUGUAUUUAUUAAAAAGAUCAAAUUUAUACUAAUCUUAUAUAUUCUAGUGUUUUAUUGACAUCUAUCCAAAUCAUUUCCUGAAUCAAACUUCAUCUCAAUUAAGUAAAAAUUUGAAGUGACAAUCAAACGAUGGCAGGUUGGUCCGUCCUGCUGAUGGAGGAGAAGGUAACUAAUUAUACCAGAUAUAUCAGAGGAUGGAGGUCAGUCAGUUUCUGCUGUGAAAAGUAGCUUCAGUAAAUAUGUCAUUUUUUAUUUUUUAAUAAAACUUGCAGACUGCAGCUCUAACCAUCAUGACAUUGCUGUCUUCAUGGACCCAUUGACACAUUUUAUAAACUAUAAUUCAGUUUUUUAUAGUUUUGUUGGCUCUGACUUGUAUUCAGGUGCAACUUGCAUGUUUUCUGCUCAUGCUGCAGUUUUUCACAGAUGCAAUUAUAGGAUGACUAAUAAUGUAAAACUACAGAAAAAUCAGUUCAACAUUUAAUAAAGUUUUGUUUCUUCUUG